Molecule: messenger RNA, 609 nt
Organism: Fukomys damarensis (Damara mole-rat)
Lineage: Eukaryota; Metazoa; Chordata; Mammalia; Rodentia; Bathyergidae
Gene: Renbp
Product: renin binding protein
Exons: 5
Biological process (GO): N-acetylmannosamine metabolic process; N-acetylglucosamine metabolic process; carbohydrate metabolic process
Molecular function (GO): peptidase inhibitor activity; N-acylglucosamine 2-epimerase activity
Source: RefSeq, a predicted model, not a curated record
CAGCUCGCGGGGACCCCAGCUGCUGAGCCCAUGGCGGUGCCCAUGAUGUUGCUGAGUCUCGUGGAACAGCUUGGGGACGAGGAUGAGGUGCUGGCCGGCAGAUACGCCGAGCUGGGGGACUGGUGCGCCCAGAGGAUUCUGCAGCACGUCCAGAGGAAUGGCCAAGCCGUCCUGGAGAACAUAUCUGAAGAUGGCCAGGAGCUCCCUGGCUGCCUGGGGCGACACCAGAACCCAGGCCACGCGCUGGAGGCCGGCUGGUUCCUGCUCCGCUAUGCCAGCAGGAAAGGCGACCCUGAACUUCGAGCCCAUGUGAUUGAGAAGUUCCUCCUGCUGCCCUUCCACUCCGGAUGGGACCUGGAGCAUGGGGGCCUCUUCUACUUCCAGGAUGCCGACGGCCUCUGCCCCACCCAGCUCGAGUGGGACAUGAAACUCUGGUGGCCGCACAGUGAAGCCAUGAUCGCCUUCCUCAUGGCUUACACAGACAGCGGGGACCCAGCCCUGCUGCGCCUCUUUGAGCAGGUUGCAGAGUACACCUUCUGCCAGUUUCGCGAUCCCGACCACGGCGAAUGGUUUGGCUAUCUGAACCGAGAGGGGAAGGUCGCCCUCACC